Messenger RNA from Fusarium tjaetaba, 2364 nucleotides. RefSeq lists its product as uncharacterized. The transcript is spliced from 10 exons. The record is from RefSeq and is a predicted model, not a curated record. The coding region runs from base 1 to 2364 and encodes 787 amino acids. Lineage: Eukaryota; Fungi; Ascomycota; Sordariomycetes; Hypocreales; Nectriaceae.
AUGGGUGUCCUAAGGAUCUUGUUUCUUCUCUGUUUGGCUGUAUUGGCGACGGCGUUUUCGCUGUCGGAUGUACCGUCAUGCGCAAUACCGUGUAUUCUCGAGACGAUGGACUCGGCGGGCGAAACGAAAGCGAAUAUCCGAUCGAUAUGCGAUGACCCGGCUUUCCAGACCGAUGUGUUGAACUGUGUUACUGGGUAUAACCGACAAGAGUAUCGAGCUGUCAUUACUGUGUUCGCGACUCUGUCGUUUUUCUUCGUUGCGUUAAGGGUCGCGUCGAAGAUCACCACCAAGAACACAUGGGGCGCCGAUGAUACCUGGGCAGUAGUCACUUUUUUCAUUCUCAUACCAUUCACGGUGUUCACCCUACUCGCAAUCCAACACGGCAUCGGACUUGCAACGCCGCUGUAUACCCAGAAUGAUCUGUCUCACGCCCUAAAGGAGGUAUUUAUCCUUCACCUUCUCUACGUGUGCGGUUUGACAGCCGCCAACACGUCGAUUCUUUUCUUUUAUCUCCGAAUAUUCUCAGGAACUUCGUUUAGAAUGCUUGUCUGGGCAACCCACGCCUUCAACGGGUUAUCGACUAUCAUCAUCAUAACUCUGAACCUGACGCUCGGACGGUCUGUGACAUAUCUGCUUGCAGAUACUGAAGACACGGUUUCCAACAUCGACAGGUUCUCAAACAGCCUCAAGAUUGUCAUGGCACAUUGCGUUGUCAACCUGGCUCUUGACAUUUGGAUGCUUAUCCUGCCAAUGACCCAGCUGUAUAACAUCGGGCUGAAGCUCAAUAAGAAGAUCAACGUGAUGGCUAUGUUUGGUCUUGGUAUAUUUCUUACGGUGGUCAGCUUGGUCCGUACGAUAUUCCAGUCACAGCUACUCGCUGACCCUGAAGAAGCGCAAACGGGCCAACAGCAAGUGGUUCUUUGGGCGUGCAUCGAAACAUACAUGGGUGCUAUAGUGGCCUGCGUACCUUCAACACGCCAGCUUGUUCGGAUGGCGAUUCACAAGCAGAAAGAAGGGCAGUCAGCAAAUAAGCCUAUCUUCAUCGAGAGGUCAUUGGCGCCCAUACCGGACGAAGAGGAUAUGCCCACGUUGAGUGACGUCGGAGGAUUGACGACUGUUACGAAAACAUUCAUCAUAGCUACACUAUGCAGCACCCUCGUCGGAACAUUCACUUCCUCAAUGGGUCUCUGGGACCGCGUCAAGGAAAAGCGCAAGCAAGCCAAGCGCGACACGACCCAAGACGAGGAGAUCAAAAAGCUCAAAGCCCAAGUUGAGCAAAACUCCCGCGCCCACGACGAAGUUGAAGCCUCCUUCCAGCGCUCCGGCGCCUUGAUCAACCGCGAAUUCGAAGACGGAUACCAACGCUACGGACAGCGCUUUGCGAUCGGAGAUGUCAUCACCGAGAAUAAACUCCAGGCACAGGUUAUCGCGCUGCAGCAGACUGUUAUUAAUGUUCUUCAGGAUGCGGUGUAUAAUGGACGCCAGCUUGAUAGGGCUGAUAUGGCGAGGUUGAUAGCGGCUAGUGAUGCGGCGAGGGAGGGAUCGCUUGGGGCGUUGAGACAGCAGAGGGAGAGACUUAUGGAUUUGGAGGAACCUCCGCUGCCAAAGGCCUUACCGCCGCCGAAACGGGCAUCGACUGUUAUUAAGGACGAUCCUCUGUAUUGUCGCUACGCUCUCGAUCUACAAUACAUACCCGAACGACCCCUCGCAUCGACAUUUGAACCCCGGGGUGAUUGUCGCUGUCCAGCAUGCGAUGUCUUCUUAGACGUUGAGGCAGACGACGCAUGGGCAAUUGGAAAAACAGCCACGCGCGUUAUCACAGAACAAGGAGGUUACAAGCGUGAAAUCGACGAAGAGCUCGAAUUCCACAUAAGUCCACGCUUCGUCAUAAAGUGCCACACCCCAGAAGGAGAAUUCGCGUGUGUUCUCUGCUCGCGCUUCCGCGACGGCGAUGUUUUAUGUCCCAGCGCUGAUACGCUAGUUAAUCACAUUGGACGGGAACAUACUGUCGCGGAGAUGGAGAGGGAGCCGGACUUUGAGGUUAGAUCGCUUGAUCUUGACAAGGUUAGGCCUAUAGAUAUGAACAAGAGGAUCAUGCCGGCGAAGAGUGUUGGGUCUGAUAGGAGGAGUUCGUCGGGGAGGAGUGUGCAUCACAUAUUCUAUCGAUUUUGCACUGGUUUGAUUGUGUGGAUAAGAGGUUGCGUGAUCAGGGACGUGGGGGACCUGCAGGACUGCAGCGCCGAUCUUGAGGCCCAACCGUAUGAGGGCAUUCAGGGAUCACCCCAUCACGCCUCACUCUUCGUAACGCGCGGUAUCCAUUCAUCCGAAACGGGCCACGCAUUCACCUUUGAAGCGAAGCCAUAG